AUGUUGGUCCCCAAGACAAACCGUAUUGCAGUGUACUCGUACCUCUUUAAAGAGGGCGUAAUGGUCGCAAAGAAGGACUUUUCGCUGCCCAAGCACGAGGCUGUGGAUGUGCCCAACCUCCAGGUCAUCAAGCUCAUGCAGUCGCUCAAGUCCCGUGGCUAUGUCAAGGAGACGUUCAACUGGCAGUGGUUCUACUGGUACCUCACGAACGAGGGAAUUGAGUACCUUCGCUCGUACUUGCACCUGCCUGCGGAGAUUGUGCCGGCUACGCUCAAGAAGCAAGCUGCACGUCCGACGCGCCCACAGGCCCCGUCCGCUGGUGGUUUUGGCCGUGGCCGCUUUGACAAGGAGAAGGGUGUUGGUCCUUCGGGCGACUUUAACCCGGAAUUCCGUCGUGGUGGCACGGAUGGCUACCGUCGCGAGGGUUCUAAUUAA
This is a messenger RNA of Peronospora farinosa, 435 nucleotides long. The record is from the annotation of a GenBank genome assembly. NCBI's taxonomy places the organism in Eukaryota, Oomycota, Peronosporomycetes, Peronosporales, Peronosporaceae.